Mucor mucedo is the source of this 1774-nucleotide messenger RNA. RefSeq lists its product as uncharacterized. The record is from RefSeq and is a predicted model, not a curated record. The transcript is spliced from 11 exons. Gene Ontology annotation, molecular function: protein binding. Lineage: Eukaryota; Fungi; Mucoromycota; Mucoromycetes; Mucorales; Mucoraceae. The coding region runs from base 45 to 1724 and encodes 559 amino acids.
UUUACAUUCACAAAAAAAAUUUUUCUGCGAAACAGUUCCUUAAAAUGCUACUUUCCUAUAAAGUAGCUACGUUUUUAUUUCUGAUUAGUGUUAGUCAUGCUAAAGCACAGGCUGUUGAAGCCAAAACAGAAGCAUCCUGUGGAUAUCUAAACAGAAAAAUAUAUUGUUUUGGUGGCAAAGCACAAGUCAACAGCAUAGCAGGGACUAGUACAGUCAUGCUUGAUAUAUUUAAUAGUAGUGGAAUUACAGCAGAUGAGUUCACUAACCAUUGGGUCACCGUUGCCCCAAUAACAAAUGGCUUGGAUAUUAGAGGAAGAAGUGGAAUAGCAACUGUUUCAUUACCGGAUGAAAAAACCAUGUUACUUCUCGGUGGUGGAGAAAGUGGGAGCACAAAACUUGCUUCCCAGAUGUUAGCUUUUAAUGGAGAAACUGUAUCAUGGCAAGGAUAUCCGGAUUACACGGAAGAACCGUAUGGUGUCAGAGAAAUUUACUUUGCAGCUGCAUCAUACAUUCCUGAUCACGGGGUUGCAUUAUAUGGUGGCCUUCAGGCUAACUUUGGUACAAAUUAUGUUGUGCCAGGUGUGAACAUAUCUGAUUUUCUUGAUAAUGUUGCCAAUGUUGGAUAUUUUGGAUUUACCAGCUUAACAUUUUUGGAUAUUAGUAACCCGUCAAACCCCUGGUCAGUUUAUCCAACCCAAACUAAUAAGCCGGGUAUAUUAUCGAGAUGUCAAACAUCAAUUUACGACUCCAAAACCAGCCGUAUUUUUUAUUUUGGUGGUAGAUAUCAAACACCACCAAGCGUUAUAAAUGAACAAUUUACUUUUAAUAAAAGUAUGACAUUUGAUGUAACAAAAGGAGAAUGGGGGACGCAAACACUCAGUGGAACUGAACCGAUCGAAAGAAUGGGUCAUAGUACUACAUUAAUCGGGCCUAAUAAGAGAGACGUAUUGUUGUAUGGGGGCAAUAGCAAUUUAGUAAAUCAACCAAUUCAAGUUCGAUCCGAUUACUGCUUUACCUUAAAUCUUGACACUUUCCAGUGGACUCGGCAAUCAAUCGAAGCCAAAAGCAACCCGAUUUUAAUUAGAACAAAACACUCAGCUGUUGUUGUAGAUAAUGAUACGGUGUUUAUCUUAUUUGGAAUUGAUACUAAUGAAAACCCGAUUCUUCCUUUGUUGACGCUGAAUGUUUCAAAUCCUUUAAAGGUUACUUGGCUUGAAAAAUAUGUGUCUGCCGCAGUUAUGCCUAAUACAAAUUCCACUUCGGUUGACGAAUCUACAAAUACCAAGUCAGCUGACGAAUCUACAUAUAGCAACUCGACUGGCGAAGCAAAACUUUCUACAAAUUCUAAAUUAAGCACAGGGGCUAUCGUGGGUAUUGCAGUUGGUGCAGCAGUAGUUGGAGUUGUAGCAACCAUUAUUUAUUUUUGUUUGAUCAGAAAGAGAAAAGCCGAAAAAAAAAGACUCGCAAUUGAAGAGAAGGGAAUGCACCAAAGGAACGAACCACUUAUGGAAGUGAAUUGGGAUGAAAUCGAUAAAAAGUAUGUAGAAGAUCCUACUAACUCAACGGGAGAGGGUGGAUAUCCACUUCAAUCCUCUAACCAUAUUAGCUCAGGUGGUAAUACAAUGGUACAUAACGAUAAAUUACAAAGACCUCAUGCUUUUGGAGAGAAUAUUUUACCUGGCGUAAAUGUCAUUCAGCUAGCACAAAAACCUUGUGGUAUUUGACAAAAUAUUACAUAGAAAAGUAAUGAGAUAAAAGUAUAUUUUUAUUAGGG